This is a messenger RNA of Daucus carota subsp. sativus, 627 nucleotides long. RefSeq names its product glucan endo-1,3-beta-glucosidase, acidic-like. The coding region runs from base 1 to 627 and encodes 208 amino acids. The record is from RefSeq and is a predicted model, not a curated record. NCBI's taxonomy places the organism in Eukaryota, Viridiplantae, Streptophyta, Magnoliopsida, Apiales, Apiaceae. Gene Ontology annotation, cellular component: plasma membrane. Gene Ontology annotation, molecular function: hydrolase activity, hydrolyzing O-glycosyl compounds. Gene Ontology annotation, biological process: carbohydrate metabolic process. The transcript has a single exon.
AUGAGAGUCACCACAGCCGUGGACCAAUCCGAGAUGCUUAACGUGAACUAUCAGCCAUCACAGAGUGAAUUCAGGCCCGAAGCCAGACAAUUCAUCGAUCCAAUCAUCCAAUUCCUAGUUCACAACAACAAUGCACCCUUGCUCGUCAACCUUCACCCUUUUUACAGCUACGUGCACGUAAAGGAAGACAUCCCUAUGGACUUAGAAGCUCAAGCCCACCGCGAAUCCAGAAGUGCUCGUUUUGAUUACGCUACUUUCAACUCUGCACAAACUCGUGUCCAAGACGGACCACUUACCUACACAAACUUGUUUGAUUCCAUGGUGGACAGUGUCCACGCCGCGCUAGAGAAGGCUGGCGGAUCCUCUUUGGAUGUGGUGGUUUCCGAAGUAGGAUGGCCAACGGAAGGACACUCUGCAGCUACUAUUGACAAUGCCAGGACUCAUAACAACGGAUUGAUUAAUCAUGUACAGAGCAUUGGGACUCCAAAAAGACCUCAGAAGCGUAUCGAGACUUAUAUCUUCAAUUUGUUUGACGAGAACAAGAGGGAUCCGGAGGUCGAGAGGCACUGGGGAAUCUUCUGGAACAACAAACAGGCCAAGUACAACAUCAAUUUCCAAAAUCAGUAA